Messenger RNA from Cyprinus carpio (common carp), 1040 nucleotides. Its product is annotated as BET1-like protein. Gene Ontology annotation, molecular function: SNAP receptor activity. The record is from RefSeq and is a predicted model, not a curated record. Gene Ontology annotation, cellular component: Golgi trans cisterna; SNARE complex. Lineage: Eukaryota; Metazoa; Chordata; Actinopteri; Cypriniformes; Cyprinidae. Gene Ontology annotation, biological process: regulation of retrograde vesicle-mediated transport, Golgi to ER; retrograde transport, endosome to Golgi.
AGCGAGUGCUGCUACACUGUACUCUGCUUCGCUGAUCAGCGCUUCGCUUCGAGACAAACUUGCGCUGUUUAACACUUGUCAACAAUCUUACUGAACGUCUCUGUGUUAGCUUUUGUAUAAGAAGUCAUUUUACACUUAAAACGGAUAGUUUUUAGUGCUGUUCGGCGUCUUUUAGAGUGUCUUUCGAGGUUGUUAGCCGAUUAGCUCUUUUGAAGAUGGCAGAUCCGUGGAAUCGAGGACAUGGUGCUGUGGAUGACAUGCUGGAUGCUGAAAACAGGCUGAUGGCAGAAAAUCUGGCCAGUAAAGUCUCUAGACUUAAAUCUCUGGCGUAUGACAUUGACAAAGAUGCUGAGGAGCAGAACACUUACUUGGAUGGCAUGGACUCCAACUUUCUCAGUGCAACUGGCCUGUUGACUGGCAGCGUGAAGAGGUUUUCCACAAUGGUCCGAUCCGGCCGAGACAACAGAAAGAUCUUGUGUUACAUGUCCGCCGGUUUGGUUGUGGUCUUCUUCCUGCUGUACUAUCUAGUGUCGCGGCUCCAGAACUGAUGGGACGUGUGCUAAUAUUGUAGAACACUUUCUCAGUUCUAUGAGAAUAUUUGGGAUGCUCUGUUUGGUCCUCUCUUGAGGAGAUUACAGUGAAGUGUACAGCGGAUGUCUUUCCAUUAACAGAGAUGAGGAAUGACUUUGGCGUGAGGAGGAUUUAUCACAUUUAACUUUAUUUAAGCACACCCUUUGUUUACACUAUCAAAUGUGGUCAAUGUCUAUUUUUAUUCAUAAUAGAAAGAAGCAUGUCAUGGACCAAUAUUUGCUGUUUUAUUUCAAAUUAAUUAAAAGCAUAUUUUUUCAAUUUCCAUUAUUUUUAUAUUUUUAACAUCGUAGAUUGUGUAAGAAAAUUUAACUAACGAUUUUUUUGAUAAUUAUGUAGAUUAAAAUGAUUUGAAUGCUAAACAUGAUAUUCAUUUAAAACUGUUUUAGAUAAAGCUGAUGCCCAAAAUCACAAUUUUUGUAAAUGAAAUAAUUUACUAUAAUCUCCUGCCA